GAUUAGUUUAAGUUAAACAUCCAUCCAUCCAUCCAUCCUGCGCUCAUGGCCGCAGCGGCAGCGGCCGCCGCCGCCGGCGGGGUUUGGUUCUCCGCUCCGGCCGCUCCGGCCGCUCCGGCGCAGGACGCGCCGCGGCUCCAGGGACGCAGGAGGGGGGACGAUCCCGGACCCGGACCGGGUCCGUGCGCCUCCAUCCCGGCGCAGUCCUGCUACUAUCACUCGGGUAAAUCAGAGAUGGACGGCUACAUGUGUGCACAUCCACAGGAAGUUGUGAAUCCCAAAAUGUUGUGCAGGGACGGUUCGCACCCGCUGGAAACCUCGUUCACGGAGGACUUGGGCUCUCCGUACAGCGUCAACAUGAGCCUGCUGCUCUCCGACGUCUCGUACCUGCGGCCCGGCCUCCCCAGGACUCUGAGGCCGAUCAAAACUGAGCCGCCUCACGGCCCGAUGCAUCAUCCCGGCUGCCAGGGCGGCCGGCUCCCGGAGCCCCCCCCGGAGUACCCGGGCGUUUUCAGGACGACCGACGCUCCUGCUGGCGGCUUCUACAUCAAACAGGAAGUGACAGAUUUCCAGGACAUCCCGCUUUUUCAGCUCUUGAACUCUGAUCUGGAUCCGCUCCCCCACGGAUCUCAGGUGAACUCUGUCGCCCCGUUGAGUCUUCACAGAGGUCUGGGGGAAUCCAAACCUCCCAACGGCCUGCAGCAUCAAUGUCUAUCCCUGAAUAAACACCUGCAGGUGCAUCAGCUGGGAUCCUAUCUGCCGCCGUCGCCCCCCAACUCCGAGCCCCCGAGUCCGGACCGGGGCAGGAAACUGAUCCACGCCCUUUCCCCGCCUCCCUCCUACGAAGCCAGCAUCGCCUCUAAGGUGCAGUUUCAGCCCCGUAACUCCGUCGAUGUCGGACAGACGUCCAGGGCGGCUCCGGUUCAAACCCAGGACCGGACUUACACCCCUGGGUUCGUCCGGAGUCCGAGUGCCGGACCGACCCGGCCCUCCAGCCCGACGCCACCCGGGGCCACGGCGGGUAUCGGUCCCCCGUCCCCGAUGUCGGCACACUCGGCUCCCGUCAAGUACAACCGGAGGAACAAUCCGGACCUGGAGAGGCGGAGGAUCCAUCACUGCGACGUCCCAGGUUGCAAGAAAGUGUACACCAAGUCGUCUCAUCUGAAGGCUCAUCUCCGGACCCACACAGGUGAGAAGCCGUACCGGUGCUCCUGGGACGGAUGCGAGUGGCGCUUCGCUCGCUCCGACGAGCUAACGCGGCACUUCCGGAAGCACACGGGCUCCAAGCCGUUCCAGUGCGGCGUCUGCAGCCGCUGCUUCUCCCGCUCAGACCACCUGGCGCUGCACAUGAAGAGGCACCAGAGCUAGAGACGCUGGUCCUGAGGACUAAUCCACUUCCAGGUGAAGACUCUUCAGAGGACUGCCACUAUCUGUCUCUGUAAUUGUUAAAAGAUUCAGUAUUACUGUUGCCUUAUUUUUAUUUCUCCUGACUCGGGGCUGGUCACGUGUUUCAGUUCAAGAUCCCAAGCCAAACACGAUGCACGAACAUCACAUACAUGAA
This is a messenger RNA of Cololabis saira (Pacific saury), 1561 nucleotides long. It is a transcript of the gene klf5b, whose product is annotated as Kruppel like factor 5b. The coding region runs from base 46 to 1368 and encodes 440 amino acids. The transcript has 4 exons. The record is from RefSeq and is a predicted model, not a curated record. Lineage: Eukaryota; Metazoa; Chordata; Actinopteri; Beloniformes; Belonidae. Gene Ontology annotation, biological process: regulation of transcription by RNA polymerase II. Gene Ontology annotation, molecular function: DNA-binding transcription factor activity, RNA polymerase II-specific; RNA polymerase II cis-regulatory region sequence-specific DNA binding.